AUGGAGCUUAACGAUGUUAUAGUCAAUCAGCCUGUGGUUAUCGACAAUGGCUCCGGAGUGAUCAAGGCUGGAUUUGCUGGUGAUCAAAUACCAAAAUGCAGAUUUCCAAAUUAUAUUGGCCGCCCAAAACAUGUUCGAGUGAUGGCUGGUGCUCUAGAAGGAGAGCUUUUUGUGGGUCCCCGGGCUGAAGAACACCGUGGGUUGCUCAGUAUCAAGUAUCCAAUGGAACAUGGCAUUGUAACAGAUUGGAAUGAUAUGGAAAGAGUUUGGAAUUAUAUUUAUAGUAAGGAUCAACUGUCCACAUUCUCCGAGGAGCACCCUGUGUUGCUUACAGAGGCACCUCUCAACCCUCGCCGGAAUAGAGAGAAAGCUGCAGAGGUGUUCUUCGAGACUUUCAAUGUACCUGCUUUAUUUUUGUCUAUGCAAGCCGUACUGAGCUUAUACGCAACGGGGCGGACGACGGGCGUGGUGCUGGACUCAGGCGAUGGGGUGACCCACUCGGUUCCUAUCUACGAAGGGUUCGCCAUGCCACAUUCCAUCAUGAGGGUCGACGUGGCCGGCAGGGACGUCACCAGAUAUCUCCGGCUACUCCUCCGCAAGGAGGGCGUCAACCUCCGCACCUCUGCCGAGCUAGAGAUCGUGAAGGCUAUCAAGGAGAGGGCGUGCUACCUCUCGCCCAACCCUCUCAAGGAGGAGACUCUCGAGACAGAGAGAGCUCAGUACACACUACCUGAUGGAACUCAACUGGAGAUAGGGCAGGCGAGGUUCCGGGCGCCAGAGGUGCUGUUCCGACCUGAUCUCAUCGGCGAGGAGUGCGAAGGUUUGCAUGAAGUGCUGAUGUUCGCGAUCCAGAAGUCGGACAUGGACCUGCGCAAGGUGCUGUACCAGAACAUCGUGCUGUCGGGCGGCUCCACGCUGUUCCGCGGCUUCGGCGACAGGCUCCUCGCCGAGAUACGCCGGCUCGCGCCCAAGGACAUGAAGAUAAGGAUCUCAGCGCCACAAGAACGCCUGUACUCCACGUGGAUAGGGGGUUCGAUCCUGGCGUCGCUCGACACAUUCCGCAAGAUGUGGGUCUCGAAGCGGGAGUACGACGAGGAGGGACACCGCGCCGUGCACCGCAAGACUUUCUAG
Molecule: messenger RNA, 1131 nt
Organism: Arctia plantaginis
Lineage: Eukaryota; Metazoa; Arthropoda; Insecta; Lepidoptera; Erebidae
Source: the annotation of a GenBank genome assembly